AUGAAAGAAUAUGGACUGGCUUCAUUUGAAUGUUUUAUUUAUUUAUUUUUAUUUCACCUUGAUUCAGUUAUUACAGUUCUUGGACUUGAGGAAAGCAAAGAAUGUGUUAUAGUUGGAACUAUCUACAAGCACAUGAAGCUCAAGCCUUGCAUACUAGAUGAAUACUCUAAGGAGAGGACUGCGGUUCCACUUGUCAAACCUCAUAACUUUUUGCAUCCAGAUGAUCAACUUAUCUUGGAAGAUGAGAUAGGAAGAGUUAAACUGAGAGGAAGUUUGCUUAACCCUACAGAUUUUGUGACAGGAAUUGGUCUGGCUCUUCAUGGAAUGAAAACAAUUGAGGGCGAUUUUUUGGUUCAAGAUCUUUUGGAAGCUGGCUUUCCCCCACAAACUAAGCUUCCACGCUUAGGUAUGAGUCAUUCUUUCUUUCAUUGCAUGCUAUUUUAUGUCCACAUAUUAUAA
Messenger RNA from Dendrobium catenatum, 459 nucleotides. RefSeq names its product DNA polymerase delta small subunit-like. Bases 1 to 459 code for a protein of 152 amino acids. Gene Ontology annotation, cellular component: delta DNA polymerase complex. NCBI's taxonomy places the organism in Eukaryota, Viridiplantae, Streptophyta, Magnoliopsida, Asparagales, Orchidaceae. The record is from RefSeq and is a predicted model, not a curated record. The transcript is spliced from 3 exons. Gene Ontology annotation, biological process: DNA strand elongation involved in DNA replication.